UUUGAGCCGCACAACCGCAAAAUGGAAGCACAAAUGAAAAGACCAAGGACAUGGCGCAAGCUGGUGAAGAAGCUCCAAAGAAAAAAGAGACGGCAAAAACUAGCACGCGACAGAGACAAGAAGCUGGAGGAGGAGGAAUUACAAAAACAAAACGAUCCCUCCUAUAAACAAUGGCUAGAGCAUCAGGAGCACAUGGAAGAACGGCAAAGAAUUGCCUAUGAAAAAGAGCAACAAGAAAAUGAAGAACAAUGGUUGCGGCGAGAAUUGUUGGCUCAAAAGCAAUUCCAACGUGAACAACAAAUGCGUUUAGCUGAGGAAAAAGCACAAGAAGAACUAAGAGAACAGCAGUACAAGAAACUCAAAGAGCUUGAAGAAGCUAAAAAACGCCAACAAGAGGAAAGGCAAAGAAAGGCUAAGGAAGCCGCUAAGGAGUUGGAGGAAACCAUAAAGAUUUGCGAUGAAUAUCUACAAGAUCCUGGCAUGGCAACUCCCACACGUAUGCAGGGAUAUAUAGAGACACGUCCUGGUGAAAAACAAUGCGAGUUCUAUAAGAAGACGCAAUGUUGUCGCUUUGGCUACCAUUGCAGUCACAGUCAUACAAGGCCACUGUUGUCCAAUAUAAUUUUGAUAAGGAAUUUCUUCCAGCAUCGCUUGCUAGACCAACAGCAGCAUGAAGAAUACAGCUCUGCCGAAGAGCAACUAGAAAUGGGCGAAGGAGAUUUAAGAAGCGAUUAUGAUGAAUUCUGCGCAGAUGUUUGGCCCGAACUGGAACAGUUUGGAGAAAUUGUUAAUUUUCGAACGGCACGUAAUGUACAACCGCAUGCCAGGGGCACAGUAUUUGUGGAGUAUAAAGACAAAAGAUCUGCUUUGAAAGCCUUUAUAAACUUGCAAAGUCGUUAUUAUGCUGCCAAACGUUUAAAUGUCGAAUUUGCCCAUAUAACUCAUUGGCGUACAGCGGUCUGUGGUUUUUCUUUAGCUCGUAAUUGUCCCAAAGGUGCAUAUUGUAACUAUUUGCAUAUCUUACAAAAUCCAGAUAAUAAAUAUAAUACACCAUAUGGGUCACUGGAUAGAAGUCAAAGAAGUUCAACACGCGGUACAAGCACAAGGUUACAAACUCCAAUUAUAAGUUGGAAUAGUGUAUCCAGAGAAGAUGCCGCCACACCUAGCCAAAGACGCAAUUGGCGUUGGUCCGAGAGUCCAGAAACUGAAAAUGCAACCGAAAAAACACCUACGGUACAAAAUACAACUAAUUCAAAUAAAAAGGUCUUAGUUGGGAUUCCAGACGCGCUGGAUACAUCUCACAAAUCUCCUAACAGCAAGAAACCCAGUCCCAGUUCUAGAUAUAAAAGAAAAUCAAGAUCGCGCAGUCGAGAAAGUCACACAUCUCAGAAAUCAGGAAAAGAGAAAAGCAACAAAUGGGAUCGUAAAGAGAACAAUGACCAUAAGCCAUCUUCACAACGAAACUCACCUUGUUCCGAUCGGGCAGAAAUCAUUGUUGUUUCUUCUAGCUCUAGCUCAGACUGUGGGGAUGAAUAUCAUAGUUCCAGUUAUAAAUCAAAAACUUAUAAUGAUUCUGAUCAAAAAAGGCCAAAUCACCAUGAGAGCAGUAAAAAGCAGAAACAUAAGAAGCGUAAAAAAUCAAGAAGCAGAGAUAAGUCUCCACGAAAAAGAAGAAGUCACCAUAGGCAUAAGCAAAAGCAUACAGACAAAAGGAGCUCACCCUGAUGAUGAAUACCAACCAUCAAGAAAGUCAAUAUUUGUGUGAGAGGUGGAAAAUAUGGACAUACAAAGAGAAGAAAAUCAUUGGUAUGAACGUAAAAGUAGUUCACCCUUAAGUGAAAAGAACUGAAGAUGCACAAUUGGUGUAACCAUUAUAUUUUUAUACGCACCCUAUAUGUCUUUGCCAAAGUUAUUGAGUGAAAAUUAGCAUUAUAAUCUUGUAAAACAUUGAGAUUGCAGAAAGAGUUUUAGGAAUGUAAUAUUUUAAAUGAAAUAAAACUUAAAUUUGAAGAGCAUACAAUGAAUCUUAUCCCCAAAA
Messenger RNA from Stomoxys calcitrans (stable fly), 2038 nucleotides. Its product is annotated as U2 small nuclear ribonucleoprotein auxiliary factor 35 kDa subunit-related protein 2. The record is from RefSeq and is a predicted model, not a curated record. Gene Ontology annotation, molecular function: pre-mRNA 3'-splice site binding; metal ion binding. The coding region runs from base 22 to 1725 and encodes 567 amino acids. Gene Ontology annotation, cellular component: U2AF complex; spliceosomal complex. Lineage: Eukaryota; Metazoa; Arthropoda; Insecta; Diptera; Muscidae. The transcript has 6 exons. Gene Ontology annotation, biological process: mRNA splicing, via spliceosome.